This is a messenger RNA of Peromyscus leucopus (white-footed mouse), 1779 nucleotides long. It is a transcript of the gene Krt12, whose product is annotated as keratin 12. Gene Ontology annotation, molecular function: structural molecule activity. The record is from RefSeq and is a predicted model, not a curated record. Lineage: Eukaryota; Metazoa; Chordata; Mammalia; Rodentia; Cricetidae.
GGGGUCACGCCUUGCCAAGCUCCCUCUCCAGCAGCACCAUGUCGCUUUCAGUCCGCACCUCUGGACUGUCCAGGAGGUCCUCCUCACAGAAUGGGGCGGCAGGCAGACCUUGGGGUGCAUCUGCCUCUAGUGCUGCAAGCUGCUAUGGGGGACUGGCCUCUGGCUUUGGAGUUGGUUGUGGGGGGCUCAUUUCUUCUGCUUCCAUGUUUGGCUCUGGUUCUGGCUUUAGCGGCGGCUCUACCGCCUCCUUUGCAGUUGGCUCCACCUGUGGUGGACCUCUGGGAGGUGGCUUGGGAGGGAUGGGCAUGGGAAUAGGGGGAAGCUCGGGUGGUGGCUCUCUGUGUGUCCUCUCUGACAAUGAUGGAGGGCUUCUUUCCGGUUCUGAAAAAGAAACAAUGCAAAAUCUGAACGAUAGACUAGCUUCCUACCUUGGUAAGGUUCGCGCUCUAGAGGAGGCUAAUGCAGAACUGGAACACAAAAUUCGAGAGUGGUAUGAAACCCGAAGGACUGGAGACUCUGGGCCCCAGAGUGAUUACAGUAAAUAUUACCCACUGAUUGAAGAAUUAAAGAAUAAGAUCAUUUCUGCCAGCGUUGGGAAUGCCCAGAUCAUCUUGCAGAUUGACAAUGCAAGGCUGGCUGCCGAGGACUUCAGGAUGAAGUAUGAGAAUGAGCUGGCCCUGCACCAGACCGUGGAGGCCGACAUCAAUGGGCUGCGCAGGGUGCUGGACGAGCUGACCCUGGCCAGAGCUGACCUGGAGGCGCAGACAGAGAACCUGACUGAGGAGCUGGCCUACAUGAAGAAGAACCACGAGGAGGAACUACAAAGUUUCCAGACAGGUGGUCCAGGUGAGGUCAAUGUAGAAAUGGAUGCGGCACCGGGAGUGGACCUCACCAAGGUCCUCAACGAAAUGAGGGCCCAGUAUGAAGUCAUGGCUGACCAAAAUCGGAAAGAUGCAGAGGCCUGGUUCCUUGAAAAGAGCGGAGAGCUCAGGAAAGAGAUCAGCAGCAACACGGAGCAGCUUCAGUCCAGCAAGAGCGAGAUCACGGACCUGAGGCGCAUGGUGCAGAACCUGGAGAUUGAACUCCAGUCCCAGCUCGCCAUGAAAAAGUCUCUGGAAAACUCACUGGCUGAAACCGAGGGUGGUUACUGCUGCCAGCUAUCUCAGGUGCAGCAGCUGAUAGGCAGCCUGGAGGAGCAACUUCAACAGUUGCGUGCAGAUGCAGAGCGUCAGAACGCCGACCACCAGCGGCUGCUGGGCGUCAAGGCCCGCCUAGAGAUGGAGAUUGAGACCUACCGCCGGCUGCUGGACGGGGACGGCCAAGGCACUGGAUUUGAUGAAAGUUUAUCCCUUGCUGUCUCCAAAUCUCAGACACCAUCGGUUGAUUCCUCUAAAGACCCAAGUAAAACUCGAAAAAUCAAGACAGUUGUGCAGGAGAUCGUGAAUGGUGAAGUGGUCUCAUCUCAAGUUCAAGAACUUGAAGAAGCAAUGUAAAGCUCCUUGGGAAGGCGAAAGUGACAGCUGACAUGAUUGCUUCCACCUGCUGUGUUAAUUCAGUAUCUGUUUUGGUCUCUUUCCCCUUCUUUGGCUUCUCUGUUCGUGUCCGGUCUUGUUAGCAUGUCUGAAAUGAGUCCCUGGGGCUGUGCUGAUCUUCAUUAUAAACCCAAAUCACCUUACAUCUUUCUGGGCCUGAAGAAGUCUUUCCACUAGACUUUUUUUUUCCUGGUCACCUGGACCAUCUGUUUAAUGCAAGAGCUUUGAUGGAGUGGUAUUGUUUUAA